AUGUCUGCUGUAAGCGCUCUACUACUGCUACUGCCUGUAGCGUGGACUUGUGCCCCCCAGAAAGCAGACUAUGUGAUGGUGUCGUGUUUCCCCAAUGCCAUCAUUGCUAACGUCCCGGAGUGUCCCUACGGCUGGGAGAUCGGCCAGCUGUCCCUAGGAGGGCUGUGUUACAGCGGUGUCAACAGCCCAGGGUACUUUCGCUUCACCAUCCCUGACCUGACGCCCAAAAACAACUCGUACUGUGGCACUCACGCCGAGUAUAUUGGUGGUAAAGACCCCAAGUAUGUCUUCUACAACUCCAUUGUGUCCAAUGACACUUCACUAACAGUCAGAAACCAGCCGGUCAACUACACUUUCAGCUGCACGUACCGGGCCGCCUACUUGGUCAACAACGCCGUCUUCAGCCAAAGAGUGGCUACAGUUUUUGUCAACAACGGGAGUUUAGGCACUUUUAGUUCACAGUUGUCUAUGAACGUGUUCACGAAUUCCAAGUUCCUGUAUGCCAAAGACGCCCCCUAUGUGAUUGACACAUCAGAGAUUGGCUCUGAAGUGUUCAUUGGGAUUGAAGCCAAAGGACUCAGCAACAGAUUCAAAGUGGUGAUAAGCAACUGCUGGGCGACACCCACUCCUUACUCAAUAGACAAGAAGAGGUGGAAUCUCAUCAUCAACAGCUGCUCGUAUGAUAAAACUGUGACCGUUUUCGAGAACGCCAAAGACAGCCGCUCCAUGUUCAAGUUCAACUCAUUCCGCUUCCAGCGCCAGGAGAAGGUGUCCACUGUUUGGCUUCACUGCGAGGUUGGGGUUUGUGACGGGGAAAAACUCUCAUGUCAGCCAGGCCCAUGCACUGCCAGAAGCCUCCCUUCUGAAGCAGAGCCAAGUGGCGGUAUCCUCACCACAGAGUUCCACUUUAAAGGCACGUCUCUAUGUAUCCUGUGUAUAGUCCUGGUAAACACACUGUUGGGUUGUGUGAAUCUCCCCAAAUUGUAG
This is a messenger RNA of Salvelinus sp. IW2-2015, 987 nucleotides long. The record is from RefSeq and is a predicted model, not a curated record. Lineage: Eukaryota; Metazoa; Chordata; Actinopteri; Salmoniformes; Salmonidae.